AUGAAAAUCGAGUCGCAAGUUUCUCAAUUCACACUCCUUGCCUCCACAAAAAAAGGCAAUAAGCCCGACUUCCAUGGCGCAGCCGGCGGCGAAAAGGCAAAGGAACUCUACGAUUGCUUCUUCACCAAAAUACAGGAACUCUACGACACCAGCAAGGUCAAGAAUGGGGUUUUCCAAGCAAUGAUGGAAGUGAACCUCCAAAAUUCUGGGCCAGUGACCCUCGAGAUUGAGACGACCCCGCCCAAGAUUUCAGGAGAGCAAGCUAGAACUUCCGAGAUGAAGGACAAGGUGGACAAUCCUGAUUUACUAUCUGGGCUGGUCGAAUAG
Bacidia gigantensis is the source of this 327-nucleotide messenger RNA. It is a transcript of the gene DTD1, whose product is annotated as D-tyrosyl-tRNA(Tyr) deacylase. Gene Ontology annotation, cellular component: cytoplasm. Gene Ontology annotation, biological process: tRNA metabolic process. The record is from RefSeq and is a predicted model, not a curated record. The transcript has 3 exons. The coding region runs from base 1 to 327 and encodes 108 amino acids. Gene Ontology annotation, molecular function: D-tyrosyl-tRNA(Tyr) deacylase activity. Lineage: Eukaryota; Fungi; Ascomycota; Lecanoromycetes; Lecanorales; Ramalinaceae.